Recurvomyces mirabilis is the source of this 543-nucleotide messenger RNA. RefSeq names its product DNA-directed RNA polymerase II core subunit rpb9 (gene RPB9). Gene Ontology annotation, cellular component: RNA polymerase II, core complex. The transcript has 2 exons. NCBI's taxonomy places the organism in Eukaryota, Fungi, Ascomycota, Dothideomycetes, Mycosphaerellales, Teratosphaeriaceae. Gene Ontology annotation, biological process: transcription-coupled nucleotide-excision repair; DNA-templated transcription; maintenance of transcriptional fidelity during transcription elongation by RNA polymerase II. The record is from RefSeq and is a predicted model, not a curated record. Gene Ontology annotation, molecular function: DNA-directed RNA polymerase activity. The coding region runs from base 1 to 543 and encodes 180 amino acids.
AUGGCAUCCUACGACGAGAUGGAUACCGAGACUGCGCCGGAGGACACCAGCAAGAAGACCAUCAGCUUCCGCUUCUGUCGCGAGUGCUCCAACAUGCUCUAUCCCCGCGAAGACGACAUCCACAACGAGCUCAUGUUCGCCUGCCGCAUGUGUCCCUAUAGCGAGAAAGCCGAAUCGACCUGCGUCUACCGCAACGCACUGAAGGAGGAGAUCGCAGAGACAGCAGGCAACACAGACGAUGUGGAGGAUGAUCCUACGGUGGGUAAUGACGAUGACGAUGACGAUUAUUAUGAACACCCCGAAUAUUCCUACGACGCUACCAUGGGUGGCGAGGAUGUCUAUGGCGAGGAGAUUGCGCCGGAGAUGUGCACGCUCUGUGGCAAGGAGAUCCUAUGUCCCUUCUGCGGCCAGCCCAGCGCGAACGGGAUAGCUCUCGAAGCGCCUGAUCCAGGCUCGACCGAGAGCAAGCAAGACGAGGAAGAGCAGGUGGAGAAUGAGCGGCGCGAGCGUGCACUUUCCGGCGCCACUCUCCUUCGCACAUAA